Xiphophorus couchianus (Monterrey platyfish) is the source of this 2771-nucleotide messenger RNA. RefSeq lists its product as uncharacterized. The record is from RefSeq and is a predicted model, not a curated record. NCBI's taxonomy places the organism in Eukaryota, Metazoa, Chordata, Actinopteri, Cyprinodontiformes, Poeciliidae. Bases 474 to 1541 code for a protein of 355 amino acids. The transcript has 2 exons.
AUUUUGCCGCUUCAAAUCAUUCUGAUCUCCUAAUUAGUGGAUAAAUGGUCGAUAUUUGGCUAUUUAACUUCAGUUAUAUCCUCCUUUCUUACAUUAAAUGUGUAAAUGCAUGCUGUCUACAAGCAGUUGAGCUUCUGUUCAGAGCUGGUUGCUUUUUUCUCAACAUCUGGCAGAAACGCUUGGUCGGCUAAAAAUACCCUCAACUUUUUGUCACGUGUGGAGCGAGUUUCCUGAGUCUCUGCAGCAGACUCUCUGAAAGCAAAGCCUGCUCUCGUGUCUGGACAGGGCAGGCUGUGCGUUUCUGAUUUCACAGACCUCAGCUGUGAUGAUGGGAAACCAAAGGGAGGAGAAGUUUAGGUCACAUGGUGCCGAAGUCAUUCUGAAAGUAUGCUAGCGGGGGAACUGCCCACAGACGGUGCCAUGCCUCCAGCAUCAUCUGAAGAGCUAAACACAGUUUUCUAGCAGGCGACAAGAUGAGGAGCGAAAACAUGUCUGACCCGACCACCAACUUCAACCCGACCAGCUCCACCUUCAGCUCCACCUUCAGCUCCACCGCCGCCCUCGCCUCCAGCUCAGGAACCACCAACACCAACUACGUCCAUGACAUCACGGCCGCCGACGGCCUGACCUCCAGAACCAACCAGGUCUACAGCGCCGUGGCCCUGCUGGGUUUCUGCGCCGGCUGCUUCGUCGUCUUCAGCUUCGUCCAGACCUACCGGGCCCAGCGGCGGCUGGCCUGGCUCGACUGCCUCCUCUGGGUCUUCUGCGGCCUCCAGCUGCUGCUGCUGCUCCUGUCGCUCCACAUCGUGGCGCACCGACCCAAAUACAUGCCAAACUCACCGCUGGGCUGCGCCACGCUCUCCUUCGCCGUCAACGCCGCGUCUCUCUGCGGCGUUUUGGUCUUGGUGCUGAUGGCGUUCGUCCUCACCCUGGACCCGCCGUUCAAUGCGCCGCUGCGGAAGCCGACGGUCUGCGCGGCGCUGGUGCUGCUGGCCUCGGCGGCGGUGAGCCUGCUGCUGGCAGGGCUUCGGGGCCUGCCGCCGGGGCAGGACUGCGUCAUGGAUCCGGCCCCGGCUGGGGUCGCAUACGCAGUGGCGAAGUUUUCUUUGGCGGUUCUGGCUCCCUACGCCCUGCAGGUUGGACUUCUGGUCAGCGGCUGCGUCCGCCAGUGGCGAUCCAAAGGCCGCUUCCUGUCGGGCUCGGAGGAGGGUCCGGUCUUUCUGACCGUCACGGUGCUGGUGUUCCUCUGCCAGCUGUUCCACUGCGCGGCGCUGCUGCGGGCGGCCGGGCUGGUCCAGGACGGCCAGGAGAGCCGCCUGGAGCGGGCCUUUCUGACCGUGGCGGAGUGCGUCCUGUUCUCCGGCAGCAGCGGCAGCAUGGUGCUGGUGCUGCUGCUGCACCGGCCCAGCCGGGAGAGCCUGCAGGGGGCGCUGCGGCAGCUGCGGGACUGCUGCCGGAGGCCCAGCCGCGCUCAGCCCAACAGGAACAUUAUAGCGCCGCACAUUGAGAUCACAGACACGCUGCAGGACAUGGAGUCAUAGGCUGCCAUCUUUUUAAAUCUGUUAAAUCUGCAAACCGCAAGCGCAGAAGAAGAACGCUGACGUCACAGCGGCGCUCUGUUUACGGAAGUAAUAAAACCGCCGCCGCCGCCGCCGCCGCCGCCGCCGCCGCUCUAUCAAUGGAUUUUAAAGGGAACUAUGAUGCAAACUUCAUGUUUUCCAUGUUUUUAUGCUUCCAUUUGGGUCUCAACAAGGCCCGUCUUGACAGAUUUUACUUUACAUUUCUACCCCCAACAAACAGUCAUAUUUUUUCACAUUUUUAGCAAAAAGUAAGUGUUUGCUUGUGAAAUUAAAGGGAGUGAUGGUCUUAAUGGUGGCAUUUCAGUGCAAAAUGCCACAGAACAAUUCAAUUUAGGCCUGUCCGUAAUACAUUUUGCUGGGUGAUAAAUAGGCCCAGAAGUUAUUGUGAUAAAUGAUAAUAUUGUUGUUUUGAGACCAUUUGAGUCCCAGAGUGAAAUUCAGUGAAAGAUUUGUACAGAACCUUGUGCCAGAAAGCCAUUAAAAUGCCGUUUACAUCGUUUUAAUCUGUGUGAUUGUGAGCGCGAGUGGGAAUAAAAAUAGCAACAGGUAUUUUGUUCCAUAUAACACAGUAGGACUGUAACAGGUAAACCUUCUAUGGAUGCAAACUCCACUAAAAACCCACCUGUUUAGGAUUGUAUUGAAACGUAAUCAAUUACAAAUUUAUUGAUGGAACCUGAUUUAAUGUCGUGUUUUGAAACUAGACCAAAGAUACUUUAUUUGUGUUUUUGGAGUGAAGAUUUAAAAUCCACUUAAAUAUAAGCCAGAGACAAAGGGAUCAAAGUUAAACAUGAGGAAGUAAAAGACUUUAGUUGUGUUGGUGACCUUUGCUGCUGUGUGAACGAAGCUUUAGAUGAAAACAUCUUUGGUUUAGAAAAACAGGCGCCGGGUUCCUCUUUUUAAACAAGCUAACUUUAGCCGAUUGGUUAGUUUAUUGCUAUUUACUCCGGCAGCAACAGGAGGGGGAGGGGCUUGUUAAAGGUGUAAGCUGUAGGAAAGCUGUUACCUUGAUUCUGCAAACUGAUCCAAGCAGAAUCAGAACCGAGAUCCAAAAGAUUAAACACUCUGGAUGUUUCCUUUGACUUGCUAUGCGUGCAUUUUUAUUUUCAUUUCAUGAAAGAUUGAAAAAUCUCAAAGAUGUUUUCUGCUGUUUAAAAGUUUAUUAAAAUAAACAAAUGAUGAACAUUUGCAGAA